Messenger RNA from Nothobranchius furzeri (turquoise killifish), 2289 nucleotides. The record is from RefSeq and is a predicted model, not a curated record. NCBI's taxonomy places the organism in Eukaryota, Metazoa, Chordata, Actinopteri, Cyprinodontiformes, Nothobranchiidae.
CCUGAGUCCACACUAAUUUACGCCUUUAGGCCCAAAUUACGCGCACCAAUGCGGAGCGCUCUUGUGGACUCUUUAACAGUUUCAUGAAUAAAAACCCACCUAAUUGUUUUCCGAAUAAUUUCGCUGCUCUGAUGACUGUCGCUCAUUUAAAGAUCGGGGCAGGGUGAUUUGGUUAGAUUGACAGAAGAGAAUAGUUUGGGGCUUUGACUGUAAAUAAUCCAGACAUGAAACAAUGGCAACAACUUUUGAUCACUAAUCUGAUGUUUUUAAAGUCGGAUCUGGUGCUAAAAUAAUAAAUAAAUAAAAACGUACGCUGCUCUGCCCAAACUUCACUGACGGUAAAACCCAACACCUCUGCAGGUUUGACUUCUUUUUAUGAGCCCAUCUUAGUUCUGAAUGACGGAAGCCUUCAGAUAAUGUGUUAGUGAGAUUUACGCGGCUGCAGGGGGAUAAUCCAGCUCCACCAAACAACCCGAGACGCGUUUAAACUCGUCAUCGUUAAAAACGUUCCGCGCACGUUUGUGAUCAGAGGUAUACUUACUGUCGCGCAUUUCUCUUAUUCCUUGUCGCCCUGACCUGGAUUCGGGAGAUCGUUGGAGCGAAAGAAAGCAGAUGUGUGGAAGGAAUCGCGGAGCUCUGUGAUGCCGCUCGUAAACGCGGUCAGGAAAUAGCCGCAGUGCGCAAGGAGCGCCGGAGAGCCUUUACGCACGGCGGGCUCUGAACGCUCCGUGCAGUUUCUGAACAUUUCAUGAUGAAAUAACUUUUUCGUAGCUAAUUUCUUUUACUGGAUGACGAGAUUUAUUCCCAUAACAUCAAAUAUGUGUGAGUUUCGGGGUGUGGUGCAGCCGGGACCUUUGUUCUCUGGGUGUUUGGUGAACGGAACGGGAAUUCUCCUGUCUAUGCAGAAAAACCAAGAGUGUACCAGGGCGUCCGAGUGAAGACCACGGUCAAAGAGCUACUGCAGAGGCACCGAGCCCGGGAGGCAAGCAGCAAGAAACUCCAAACGGUUUAUCUGGAGCUCAAGGAGCUUUGCGCGUCCACUUUUUCCAGUCGGAACGAGGACCCCUCUUUCACCGUGACCCCCACCAGCACGUGCAGCGGAGGCUCACGACCCCCCUUCCAAACUCCUGACGUCUCGUGCAGCCUUCAGAUGCAGGUUGACACGUUUAACGACGUGCAGCAGCAGUUCGGGGACGUGGUGUGUCCCGGUUACAAUCCCAGCUACAACACCUCCCUGCCUUCGCUCCCCACGUCCUCCCCGCUGCCCUGGAGCCAAGGGCUCUCCUCAGAUGCAGACUUCUACGGGCACGGCAUGGCUGUCUGCUCCUCAUCGGAGUCUCUGACUCUCUGCAACCCCAUGGAUCCCAACAGCUACUCUCCACAGGACUCGUUCUCCUCCUCCUCUUCCUCGUGCUACGACUCACCCACCAGGAUGGAGUCCAGCUACCACAGCUUCCCCUCAGACCCCUACCACCACCAGCAGCUCUACAACCCCCAUCAGAACUAUAUGUCCAGCUGCCAGCAGGAGAGCCUCUCUGGCCCUGAAUACACACCUUACUACAACACCUCGGACUAUCCCAGCGCCUACCCUGUGAUGGAGAGCUAUAGGAAGGAUUUCCCAGGGAGCCCUGAGAUGUGUUAUAAUGUGCUAUGAUACACAAUAUUAUAGCUGCAGUAUUACGUUGUGUCCUGACUGUAAAUAUGAUUUUGCAGCAUUUCCUAAGGUCUGCUUAGCAUUUCAGUUUGUGCUCUGACUGACUUCUGCUGAUUUUGAGGACCUCGUUGUUGUUUCAGGAAUGCACAGAAAAGUAUUUUUGUAUGAUUUUUUACAACCUAGAUUUAUUUUCAUAUCAAUGUUUGCUGAUGUUCAAAACAAAAGUGUGUGAUUAAAAAGCACAGGCAGGUAAAAGUUUGUGUUUCUGUCUGUGUGGUGGAAAUAUUAAUAAAUGAAUCGACUCCUGCAUGUCCAGGGUGACAAGUGCCAGGCGUCCUCCUGGAGAUGCCUUCCUCCCAUUCUGUCUGAAAAGGUAAACAAAUGAAAAUACUUCAUCACCUUCACUCUUUAACUGCUUCAGGAAGCAUAAAAUACCAAGAUUAAGGCUGUAUUUAGUCUAAUAAUAGACUCACUUUGCUUUUUGAACAAACCCCUAAGCUCCAAGAAAAUAAAAAUAAAACAUUCCUUUGGCAUGUUUAUUUAUUUUUUUGUUCAGUUUCAACAAAGGUCGCGUUAUAAUGCAGGGCAAUCAUAAUGUAAAAAUAAUUAACUUAAUAUUAAAGUUAAUACAAUUA